CGCAUCCCUCCACGCCUGGGAUGAAUGACCUUUGACGACUGAAAAUGUGAGGCCGGAGUACUUCUGAGACUGUCAGGAUGAAUAUUUGGUCCGGAUCCCUCGUGCUGGAGGGGGAGUCUCAGCUGCAAGGUCUACAAUUGGUGGAAAGAUCCGCCAGCUGGCAAUCGGAUAUUGCCAGAGACUCCAUCCUUCGCGUCCGAUGCUUCGUGAAUCCCGCCUUGAUACCACUGUAUGCCCGAGCGGGCCCGAACCUUGAGUUGCACACGAGCGACGAUCGAACGGCACAAUGGCUGAAGAGCCGGUUGCUAGGCAAUCUCUGGCUGGACGAAGAGGAUCUCAAUACAUUGCAGACCAUUCAGUGCCCGGUCGGCCUGCUCGUGCACGUCGAUAAUGCGACACGCGCAAAGGCUUCCGCCUCGGGAACAACAGACUUACUGGUUUACGGCGUGCUGUCAAGCGCCGCGACGUACGAACGACCGCCAACUCCACCGGUGUCUUCCUCGCCGAGCUUGGAUGCGCAUAUUUCCGAUCGGGCGGGGCAAGAACUAAGAAUAUAUGCCGCCCCGCUCUCUACCUCCCUCAUAGCCAGGGCCCAGGCGCUCCCGAGCCCGCCGAGUCCCGAUGGCCUUACAGGCCACGCGCAGUCUUCCGAGUUCCUACCAGACCUCCGCUCGCCGAGUCCCAAGCGGAAGCGGGUGGCGACGCUGUUUGACUCGGUAACGGAGCACCACAAGCGGGUGAGACAGAGGGGCGGGGAAGCCGUCUCGCAGUUGAUGGCACAUUCACGGCCUCAAUCCUCCCACCAGAGCCAUACGAUCCAGAUCAAACGGGAGUCUGAAGAACCCAGUCUUCCGGCCCUGCACCGGGUGGCUGCCCAGCGCUCCAGGUCUCUGUCAGUCGGGGCGAGCCUCAACCCGGGAAAACAGCCAUUGGACCCUCACGGUGAGCCGCAUCCAACUCGCCCGGGAAGUAGUCGAGGCCACACACGGGACAUGUCCCUACGAAGAGUCCAAUCUCAUCAGCUCCGCGAGUCGACCGUGCUGGGAGAGAGGGACGCGUCGCCCAUGCUCCGGUCCCCCGAUGGUGAUCUGAAACCGUCUACGUCGAAAGACGCCGAGACCAUCAUCUCGGAAAACAAGAACAUAAUCACGCGUACUAUCUUGACCUGCAUGCGACUGUACGGCUACAACCGUCCUACAGCUCGCUCUGGGAAAAGCCUAUCUGGCGCAGGCAGUGCGGACCUGGGCAUUCCUCCUGGCGGCGAGGAUAAGGACGGCCGACCCAGGACGAUGGAUGGCAUUGCGUCUAAUACCGACGAGGACGAAUUCAAGGCCAUGUAUCACGCCACCUACCGUGCGUCUACGUUCGCGCUGCGGAAGUACCUGAGGGAGGCGCUGCCUCUGGAGAAGGGCAAAGCCAUGACGUAUAUUGAUGAGUUUCUGAGGCUAUUCUGCGAGGACAAUUGAGUUUGAAUCGGGUCUGUCUGGUACAGACUAUGAUAUGAUUUACGAACGGGGAAUACGGGUAGAGUUAUAGAGCUAGCAAUGAG
Molecule: messenger RNA, 1549 nt
Organism: Aspergillus candidus
Lineage: Eukaryota; Fungi; Ascomycota; Eurotiomycetes; Eurotiales; Aspergillaceae
Exons: 2
Coding region: 78-1466 (462 amino acids)
Source: RefSeq, a predicted model, not a curated record